AUGUCCGACGACAACACCUUCACGUCAUACGAUCAGUCGUUCGACUGCCCACCUUCUUAUUCUACGCAUGAGCCUGCGGCAUAUACUGCAUCAGACAACUUCUGCAGUACCGCUUCCCAUCCACCAACACACAACACUCCCGAUCACAUCCACUCCCCUCCGCCCGCCCAUUUCCCCGACGCCCACCAUUCAUCACACCACCAUUCCGCACCCAGCGACCCAAACUACGACAUCGAAGCCGCAUCGUACAUGGUGAACGCUAACAACACUACGAACAUCGCUCUCUCCUCGCUGCAAUCAAACACCGCAGAGGUCCAACGCACAACCCGCAUACCAGCGGCCGAGGCCCCAGCCCAUACGCGCAGCACUGCAAUCACGACGCCGAAGCGGAAGCUGAAUUCUGAGGAAGACGCCUGCUGCUGCUUCACUAUCAUUCUGGCCGUGGUGAUCGUCGUUAUCGUCUUGUCUGUAAUCAUUUUCAAAGCUAAGAAGGAUCUGAAGAAUGGGAAGGUUCAAGGUAUAAGUGCGGAUGGGAGACUGAGUGGUGACUGGGAUGACUUGAACGCCUUGAACGAUGCCCUGGAUGGACUGUAUAGGGGGAACUGGGGGCGUUGA
Messenger RNA from Alternaria ethzedia, 615 nucleotides. RefSeq lists its product as uncharacterized. The record is from RefSeq and is a predicted model, not a curated record. NCBI's taxonomy places the organism in Eukaryota, Fungi, Ascomycota, Dothideomycetes, Pleosporales, Pleosporaceae. Bases 1 to 615 code for a protein of 204 amino acids. The transcript has a single exon.